Trematomus bernacchii (emerald rockcod) is the source of this 3020-nucleotide messenger RNA. RefSeq names its product nuclear factor 7, brain-like. The transcript has 3 exons. Bases 733 to 2160 code for a protein of 475 amino acids. The record is from RefSeq and is a predicted model, not a curated record. Gene Ontology annotation, molecular function: protein binding; zinc ion binding. Lineage: Eukaryota; Metazoa; Chordata; Actinopteri; Perciformes; Nototheniidae.
AGGACUGUAAGAGGCAAGCCGAGGGGAAGUACAAGGUGAGCUGCUUCUUGAAGUUUCCUGAGCUGCCAUGUGUGUUCAGAGACUUUCAGAGAUCCUGUGUCUCUGAGCUGCAACCACAGCUUCUGUUCGAGCUGCCUGCAGACAUUCUGGGAACAAAAUAGGCCUACCUGGACAAAGUCAUCGACCUGAACUGAAUACCAAAGUACAUUUCCCUCUGAAAGACAUCCUGACUCCAUCUGCUGGUGAAUAAAUGACAUAGCAGCAUUUCCUGAUGUUGAUAAUUCACCCUGUGACGGAGGGCAGAGAAAACGAAAGAGGAUUUUGACAUUGUUGAACAGAGCUGAGACGCCAUUACAGGGUGUGAGAUCUCUGCUGCGAGACACGUUUGGAGUAUAUUUGGGGAGAAGUGGAGAGACAUUGGAAGUUGAUAGGCCUACCUGGACAAAGUCAUCGUCCUGAACUGAAUACCAAAGUACAUGUCCCUCUGAAAGACAUCCUGACUCCAUCUGGUGGUGAAUAAAUGACAUAGCAGCAUUUCCUGAUGUUGAUAAUUCACCCUGCGACGGAGGGCAGAGAAAACGAAAGAGGAUUUUGACAUUGUUGAACAGAGCUGAGACGCCAUUACAGGGUGUGAGAUCUCUGCUGCGAGACACGUUUGGAGUAUAUUUGGGGAGAAGUGGAGAGACAUUGGAAGUUGGUGAGUCCUGCUAUUGAAAAUAACUUUAAUAUCAAAUGGCUGAGAAAACCGCUCUUCUUGAAAGUUUCCUGAGCUGCCAUGUGUGUUCAGAGACUUUCAGAGAUCCCGUGUCUCUGGGCUGCAACCACAGCUUCUGUUCGAGCUGCCUGCAGAAAUUCUGGGAACAAAGUAAGAACAAAAACUGUCCCAUUUGUAAAAGAAAAUCUUCUAAAGUUAAUAUUUUGGUGAACUUUGCAAUGAAGGAGCUGGCUGACUCAUUUGCAGAGAGACAGAAAGCUAGAUCAUCUGAGACAGAAAAAGGAGAGAAGAAGGUGGACGUGGUGUGUAGUAAACAUCCAGAACAGCCUAGAUUGUUCUGUAAGGAUGAAGAGAGAGCUGUGUGUCCUGUCUGUGAGUUUUCUCUCCACCAGAGUCACGAGGUGGUUCCUGUAGAACAAGCAGUCAGUGAGCUGAAGGACCUGCUGAAAUCUGACUUAGAGUCUCUGCAGGACAAGAGGGACAAAUACAAAGGAGUGGAGGAAACAUACAAGGAAGUGAUUCAAGUGUCCGAGAAGCAGCUGCUGUCCACAGAGAGGCAGAUCAGAGCAGAGUUCAUCAAGCUCCAUCAGUUCCUGAAAGAGGAAGAGGAGUCCAGACUGGCAGCUCUGAGGGAGGAAGAGGAGCUGAAGGGGAAGACUAUCAGCAGAGAGAUGAAGAGCAUUCAGGAGCACAUCUCCUCUCUGUCACACAGUAUCUCUGCUGUUGAAGAAGAGCUGCAGAAACACAACGGGCCCUUCCUCAGCAGUUACAAAGCCACUCAGAGCAGAGCCAGAGUCCAGAGCUCACUGUCAGACCCACAGCUGCUCUCAGGAGCGCUGACAGAUGUGGCCAAACACCUGGGCAACCUGUCCUUCAGAGUCUGGGAGAAGAUGAAGGACCAGGUCCACUUCAGUCCUGUCCUUCUGGACCCAAACACUGCAGGCAGAUGGCUCUCUCUGUCUGAUGAUCUGACCAGUGUGAGACAUGGAGGCAAAGAUCAGCAGCUUCCUGAUAAUCCAGAGAGAUUCACUAAGUAUCCUAAUGUUCUGGGCUCUGAGGGCUUCAGCUCAGGGAAACACAGCUGGGAGGUGGAGGUGGGAGAUCAUCCUGACUGGAAUAUAGGUUUGACUAAAGAGUCAGCUGACAGGAAGGGAAAGAGACGUGCCUCACCAGAAUAUGGAAUCUGGUGUUUAGCACAUAGCAGUGGAAAAUACACUGAUGGUGCUGGUAAGACUGUCAGAGUGAAGAAGAAUCUCCAGAGGAUCAGAGUCCAGCUGGACUAUGACAGGGGGGAGGUGUCCUUCUACGACCCUGAAGACAUGACUCCCAUCUGCACUCUCACAGACACUUUCACUGAGAAACUCUUCCCAUAUUUCAGUAUUGGAAAAGCUGGUGAUGCUAAAACUGCUGAUAUCAAAAUCUAUCAAAGUGAGAUUUCUCUGUGAUGUUCAGGAGUGUUGGUUCAGACUUUAUUCUGACUUCGUCUGUCUGGAUCCUUUUGAAAUAAUCAAGGUAAAAAACAACAGAUGAUAAUCAGAAUUUAAUUUGAGUCUGUAAGAUUUUAAAUGUUAAGAAGAUUUGAUCAUGUUUUAUUUACAGAGUUUUACACGUUUUACUCAAAGUCUCAGUGCAACAAAACUAAUGAUUUGUUUAUUUUUAUAGUUUAUCAUUUUGUUAUACUUUAUUAUCAUGUUUUUAUAGCUUUAAUGUCAUGAGAUUGUUUGAUUAUGUUUUUUGUGAAUUCUUGGCUUUUAAGAAAUGUAUUCAUUUUGUAUGUCGUGCUGAAACUGCAUGAAAUAAACCAAACUAACAAAUGAAAGCUGUCAAUUCUCCUUUUAUCAACAUCUAGUUAAUAAUGAGACACUAUAUAGCACUAUAAGUCAUGAGUUUAACUUUCUGAUAUUUGUAGGUCUUUUGAUGAAUUAUGUUUAGAUAUGGAUAUAUUGUUUUACUCUCCACGGGCAAGUCAUUUAAUACUUCUAUUUCAUUCUUUCAUUGUUGCAAUGUUUCUUUGGGACGUUUUCCGUACUGUAUACAUGGACGAUAACAUUUAUUGUGAUUGAAAAUGUCAUUUUUUUUAUCAACCUGAAAGGAAUCACAGCUGUAGAAUGAAGUUUAGUAUUUGUAAUGCUGCUUCAGAUAUCUUAUGAUUCAAUAACCAGCAGUUUGAUGCAGAAAUGUGUCUCUGAACUUGAUAUUGGUUUCUUCAGGUGAAUCUGUCAUAUGUGACAAAUUACAAAUAUAAAUGACAAAAGACAAUUGUACAACAAACUAUAAUAUAAAUAAAUAAUUCUUAAUGAUUUAA